GGCAGCAGAGCAAACAUGAGCGGGGGAGGAGCGGGCGGCAACUCGAGGGAGCUCGACCAGACGCCGACAUGGGCCGUCGCCUCCGUCUGCGGCGUCAUCGUCCUCAUCUCCAUCCUCCUCGAGAUGGGCCUCCACAAAGUCGGAGAGUGGUUCGCGCACAGGAAGAAGAAGGCCAUGGUGGAAGCCCUUGAGAAGGUCAAGGCAGAACUGAUGGUGCUGGGGUUCAUAUCGCUGCUGCUGGUGUUCGGGCAAAGCUACAUCAUAAAGAUUUGCAUCUCCGAGGCUGCCGCCGACACCAUGCUCCCAUGCCGCCUCAAGAAGGCCACCGUCGAGGUCGAGAUCGCCAAGGACGGCGGCCACGGCGCCCCCGCGGGCGGCGCCAAGGAGGACCACGGCGCUAAGCAGCCGGAGGAGCAUUUCAGCCUCGGCACCCAUCCCUUCACCGCUACCUCCUUCAGCGUCCCCAACAGGAUGCUCAGCGAGGCCACCUCCUUCGGCGUCCCCCACAGAAUGCUCAGUGAGGCCAACAUGAACACCAAAUGCCCCCCGGGGAAGGUGUCCCUCAUAUCGAUAAACGCUCUGCACCAGCUGCACAUCUUCAUCUUCUUCCUGGCCGUGUUCCAUGUCUGCUACAGUGCCACCACCAUGGCACUCGGCAGGGCCAAGAUACGAGGAUGGAAAGAGUGGGAAAAAGAAGCAGCGGGCCAAGAUGAAGAAGUCACCAACGAUCCGUCGCAGUUCAGGUUUACGCACGAGACAUCGUUCGUCAGGCAGCACAUGAACGUCCUCAACAAGACCCCGGCCUCGUUUUACAUCAGCAACUUCUUCAGGCAGUUCUUCAGGUCGGUCCGGAGGGCCGACUACUGCGCGUUGCGCCACAGCUUCGUCAACGUUCAUUUGGCUCCUGGCAGCAAGUUUGAUUUCCAGAAGUACAUCAAGCGGUCCCUCGAGGACGAUUUCAAGGUCAUCGUCGGGAUCAGCCCUAUUCUGUGGGCGUCUGCACUCAUCUUCCUGCUCGUCAACAUCAACGGGAUGCACACCAUGCUCUGGAUAUCCAUCAUGCCGCUGGUGAUCAUCCUGUCGGUGGGCACGAAGCUGCAGGGGAUCAUCUGCCGGAUGGCGAUCGACAUCACGGAGCGGCACGCGGUGAUCCAGGGGAUCCCGCUGGUGCAGGUCAGCGACAGCUACUUCUGGUUCAGCCGCCCCACCUUCGUCCUCUUCCUCAUCCACUUCACGCUCUUCCAGAACGGCUUCCAGAUCAUCUACUUCCUCUGGAUCCUCUACGAGUACGGGAUGGACUCGUGCUUCAACGACUCCACGAAGCUCGUCGUCGCGCGGCUCUGCCUCGGGGCGGUGGUGCAGGUGCUGUGCAGCUACGUGACGCUGCCGCUCUACGCGCUGGUGUCGCAGAUGGGGUCCACCAUGAAGCAGUCCAUCUUCGACGACCAGACCUCCAAGGCGCUCAAGAGCUGGCGCGCCGGCGUCAAGAAGAAGCCGGCGGCCCAUUCCAAGCACGGCGGGUCGCCCUCGGGGAGCCCGCACGCCGGCAGCCCCAAGGCCACCGACGAAGGCAGCACCGGCGUCGCGCUCACGCAGAAGCAAGGCCAGGGCGACGACGGCGCGCCAUGAUCCAGCGGACUGUGGGGCCCAUGCAUGCAUGCAUGCAUGCAUGGUCCAUUCGAGUACGCUGUUUGAUUCUUUGUACCAGUAUACACGUAGUAGCAGCAAGCAAGCAAACACGUCUAUACAUGUGUGUCAGUGUAUAUGUAUAUGCAUCUGUGCAUAGCUUACGUAGGAGGACAUGCAGGAAGGGAGGAGUUGCAUCUUUUUUCUUGUUAUUAUUCUUGGACAAUUUAAUUUAACUAGGGCCGGUGUUGUUGUAUUCAUGUCAACUAAUCAUUUGCUAACUUGAAAGGUGUAAUUGCAGUUCAAACAGAUAUGAAUGACGUUGUGUCCGGACU
This is a messenger RNA of Triticum dicoccoides, 1961 nucleotides long. RefSeq names its product MLO-like protein 9. The record is from RefSeq and is a predicted model, not a curated record. The transcript has 13 exons. Gene Ontology annotation, biological process: defense response. The coding region runs from base 16 to 1629 and encodes 537 amino acids. Gene Ontology annotation, cellular component: membrane. NCBI's taxonomy places the organism in Eukaryota, Viridiplantae, Streptophyta, Magnoliopsida, Poales, Poaceae.